Messenger RNA from Microthlaspi erraticum, 960 nucleotides. NCBI's taxonomy places the organism in Eukaryota, Viridiplantae, Streptophyta, Magnoliopsida, Brassicales, Brassicaceae. The record is from the annotation of a GenBank genome assembly.
AUGGCAUCAACGUUUGUGUUACUAAACAUCCUUGUGUUACUUUCUAGUCUUCUCACUUGCUCUGCCAAUCUCUCUUUUAACUUCUACGCCGGUUCUUGUCCUUUAGCCGAGGUUCUCGUCAGAAACACCGUUAGAUCUGCCUCCUCCUCCGAUCCAACUAUCCCUGGAAAACUCCUCCGACUCCUCUUCCACGACUGUUUUGUCCAGGGUUGUGAUGCGUCAGUGUUGAUACAAGGGAAUACCACGGAGAGAAGCGAUCCUGGAAACGCGUCUCUGGGAGGAUUCUCAGUCAUAGAGAGAGCCAAGAAUGCCAUCGAGGUUUUCUGUCCGGCCACUGUUUCAUGCGCUGACAUCGUUGCUCUUGCUGCUAGAGACGCCGUCGAAGCUGCUGGAGGACCGGUGGUUGAGAUUCCAACCGGGAGGAGAGACGGGAAAGUAUCGGUGGCUGAUGACGUCAGACCGAACAUAAUUGAUACAGAUUUCAGUCUCGAUAAGAUGAUCGAUGCUUUCUCCUCUAAAGGCUUGUCCAUUCAAGAUCUUGUCGUCCUCUCUGGAGCACACACGAUUGGGGCUUCGCACUGUAAUGCAUUCAAUGGAAGGUUUAAACAAGACUCAAAAGGAAAUCUCGAGCUAAUCGACGCGUCUCUAGACAACUCCUACGCAGAGACGCUAAUGAAACAGUGUGCUUCAUCGUCCUCAUUGACGGUGAGCAACGAUCCAGAGACGUCAUCGAUGUUCGAUAAUCAGUACUAUAGGAAUCUUGAAGCGCGCAAGGGUUUGUUUCAGACGGAUUCUGCUCUAAUGGAGGAUGAUCGUACGAGGAAGUUGGUGGAGGAUCUUGCGAGUGAUGAGGAAAGCUUUUCCCAGAGAUGGAGAGAGUCGUUUGUGAAGCUGAGUAUGGUUGGUGUCAAAGUUGGUGAAGAUGGUGAAAUAAGACGCUCUUGUUCUUCCGUUAAUUAA